Messenger RNA from Triticum urartu, 2385 nucleotides. RefSeq names its product DnaJ / Sec63 Brl domains-containing protein (gene ATERDJ2A). Gene Ontology annotation, biological process: post-translational protein targeting to endoplasmic reticulum membrane; SRP-dependent cotranslational protein targeting to membrane. Gene Ontology annotation, cellular component: Sec62/Sec63 complex. The record is from RefSeq and is a predicted model, not a curated record. NCBI's taxonomy places the organism in Eukaryota, Viridiplantae, Streptophyta, Magnoliopsida, Poales, Poaceae. Gene Ontology annotation, molecular function: RNA binding; transmembrane protein transporter activity.
CUGACAUCUCGCUCCGUGUCCUGGUGGGAGGCCCCGCCGCAUCUGGCCCCGCAAAACCUAUCUCGACCGCCUUCCUCCCCGAUCUCGCCCCUCCUCGCCUGGCGACCAGAUCCGCUUCUUCGAUAUCCAGAUCUUCGGAGCACGCCCCGCUCGCCCCGGCCAAGUCGUGAGUUGAGUAAGGGAGGCAGCAGCAGCAGCCAUGGCGGCGGCGGAGGAGAACAGCUCGCUCUUCCUGAUAUUCAUCCUGACCAUGAUCGCGCUGCCCCUGGUGCCGUACACGAUCACGCGGCUGUGCCACGCGGCGACGAAGAAGGCCAAGACCAUCCACUGCCGCUGCUCCGGGUGCCACCGCUCCGGAAAGUACCGGAAGUCGAUCUACAAGAAGAUAUCCAACUUCUCGACGUGGAGCAACCUUACCAUUUUGCUUCUCUGGAUCGUUGUGAUCUUCCUGAUUUACUACAUCAAACUCAGCAGCCGCGAGGUCCAAGUAUUUGAGCCAUACAGCAUUCUUGGACUUGAACCAGGGGCAUCAGAAAAUGAAAUCAAGAAAUCAUACAGGAGACUCUCUAUUCAGUACCAUCCUGAUAAAAAUCCCGAUCCUGAGGCCCAUACAUACUUUGUUGAAUCUAUCUCCAAGGCGUAUCAGGCGUUAACUGAUCCUAUAUCUCGUGAAAAUUAUGAGAAGUAUGGUCAUCCAGAUGGGCGCCAGGGGUUCCAAAUGGGCAUCGCUUUGCCCAAGUUCUUGCUGAAUAUGGAUGGUGCAUCUGGCGGGAUAAUGCUUCUAGGAAUUGUGGGGCUUUGCAUACUCUUCCCCUUGAUGAUAGCAGUUAUUUAUUUAUCAAGGUCAUCAAAAUAUACUGGAAAUUAUGUCAUGCAUCAAACUCUGUCCACUUAUUAUUACUUUAUGAAGCCAUCUCUAGCUCCAAGCAAAGUCAUGGAUGUCUUCAUCAAGGCUGCAGAGUAUAUGGAGAUGCCAGUACGACGCAGUGAUGACGAGCCCCUGCAGAAAUUGUUUGUAGCAGUUAGAAGUGAGUUAAAUCUAGAUUUGAAGAAUAUUAGAACAGAGCAAGCCAAGUUCUGGAAGCAGCAUCCAUCACUUGUAAAGAUGGAACUCUUGAUUCAGGCUCAUCUUACUCGAGAGUCAUUUGCUUUGACACCAGCGCUAGUAAAAGAUUACAGGCACAUGCUUGAACUUGCGCCUCGUCUUUUGGAAGAACUAGUUAAGAUUGCACUUCUACCGAGGAGUCCCAACGGUUUUGGAUGGCUCAGGCCUGCAAUUGGUGUAGUUGAACUGUCUCAAAGUAUAAUUCAGGCUGUCCCUCUCAGUGCUCGAAAAGCUGGUGGAGGUAAUUCAGAAGGAAUAGCACCUUUCUUGCAGCUGCCACAUUUUACUGAAGCAACUGUCAAAAAAAUUGCCCGCAAGAAAAUCAGGGCAUUCCAAGAACUUUGCGAUAUGUCGGAGGUGGAACGUGCCACACUGCUGACACAGGUAGCUGGACUUUCAGAAGAAGAAGCUCGGGAUGUAGAGCUUGUACUGGAGAUGAUUCCUACUGUUGAGGUGGAUAUUAAAUGUGAAACUGAAGGAGAAGAGGGCAUACAAGAGGGUGAUGUUGUCACAAUGUAUGCUUGGGUCUCACUUCAGCGUCGCAGUGGGCUAACUGCUGCCCUUCCCCAUGCUCCUUUCUAUCCGUUCCACAGGGAAGAGAACUUCUGGCUGCUUCUAGCAGACACAGCGUCAAACGAAGUUUGGUUAUCCCAGAAAAUCAGCUUCAUGGACGAGGCUACCGCCAUAACUGCAGCGUCAAAAGCUAUACAAGAUACCCAGGAAGCAUUGGGAGCAAGCCCAAAGGAAAUAGGACUUGCAGUUAGGGAGGCGGUUGACAGAGUGAAGAAAGGCAGUAGGCUGGUGAUGGGCAAGUUCCAAGCCCCAUCAGAGGGCAAUCACAACCUGACGUCCUUCUGCUUGUGCGACGCAUGGAUAGGCUGUGACAGCAAGACUAGCUUUAAGCUGAAGGUUCUGAAGCGCAGCCGCGCGGGAACAAGAACCUAUGUGCCUGAAGAAGGGCCAGUGGCAGAGGAUGGCAUUGAGGAGGAAGAGGAGGAGGAAGAAGAGGAGUAUGACGAUUACGAGAGCGAGUACAGUGAGGACGAGGAAGAAGAAAAGAAGAAGGGAAAGGGUAAGGUUGCAAACGGAGCAGCACAUCAAAGGGCAAGCUCUGAUAUAGAUUCAGGCAGCGAUGAUUGAUACUAUACCUUGUGAUGUUCAACCAUAGAUGAUUAACAUCCAUGUUUUUUGCCAUUUGACUUGUGAAACUUAGAGAGAAAACAUCUCCCAUCAACUUAUAGAGCAUGCGGUAAUAGUUACUGGAUUUUCCGUUUUGUUUA